GCCCGUACUCCGUAGUUAAAAAAGUAACGACACUUUUAGAAACCUUUUUCGUAUUUCUAAUUGCAAUUGGUUUUCAAAGUGAUAAAAGAAAAGAAAAGACUACGUCGUCAUCGUCGUGCCAAACCCAACAUAUAUACUACUACUGCACCCUUGCAGCUCUUCAGCUAGCCAACAAGGAACACUCACACACACACACACACACGCAGAGAGAGAGAGAGAGAGAGAGAGAGAGAGAGAGAGAGAGAGAGAGAGAGAGAGAGAGAGAGAGAUGGGGCAGUGUUCGUCCUCCCAGCAACCGGAGGCAGAGAAGAAGGUUCGCCAGCAGCCUGCCGAGGGUGUUGACAGCCAGAAAAGGCAGGAGCAGCAGCGGAAGGCUGCGGCGGCACACAUGAAUCAGCCGUACCACGCAUCUACCCAUGACGAGCUGGUGCUCAUGGUGUCACUGGAUUCAAUCACCAAGAUCAUGUGAAAUUGUCGAACUGCCAAUGCGAGGGCGAGAUCAUCUAUCCGGCACCAAUGGCGAUUGCCACGGUGGACACAUCACCUUGUCUGCUUCUUCUAUAUAAAAGGAGGGUGCUGAGGCCCUUGUUUGUCAUCUCUCUCUAUAUAAAAUUCACUAGUAAAACUAAAAUUUCUAAAUAGUCACUGCUAGCCGCUUUGCAGAAAUUAGUAUGUUCGAGUCACGUAAGCUCUAGUGUACGUCAAGGAAAUGUUUUUCGGACCAUGUAUACAUUGAAAAAUAGUCAUGAAGGCCCUUGUAUCAGUCAGUUAUUAUCGUGGAAUGUUCUGUUUUGGACCCUUUAAUA
This is a messenger RNA of Panicum virgatum (switchgrass), 806 nucleotides long. RefSeq lists its product as uncharacterized. The coding region runs from base 269 to 469 and encodes 66 amino acids. The record is from RefSeq and is a predicted model, not a curated record. NCBI's taxonomy places the organism in Eukaryota, Viridiplantae, Streptophyta, Magnoliopsida, Poales, Poaceae. The transcript is spliced from 3 exons.